AUGGGGACGCAAAUGCGCCUGACGCAGCAGCAGCGGCAGCAUCAGCAGGAGCCGGUUUUCCCCCGCAGCACGCGCACGAGCAGCACUACCAGCGCCUGCCCCCGCCACCCCCCCUCCGCCGCUCCUCUCCGCCCCGCCUCCCGCGCACGCCUCCUCUCUCCCCCUCCGCCCGCCCCGCCGCCAGCAGCAGGGGCGGCAGCAGCGUACGCGCCGCCAGCCAAUCAGGCAGGAGACAUGUCCGUGCUCUCACCAGCGGUGCUGGCGGCGGCCCAGGCGGCAGCAGCCUCUGCAGGAAUGUAUUUUGAUCCGGCUGUUUAUGACAUGGGAGGGGGUGGCUCUGUCACUCCUGGCGCUAAGCCAAAGAAGGUCAUCAAGAAGAAGGCAGCCUUAGCAGCAGCAGGAGCGGCAGACUCACCCGCUAAAGCGCCCCCCAAGGACAAAUGUGACGAUGAGGAGGAGGACGAGGAGGAGGAGACGGAGGUGCAGCGGAUGGCGAUGAACAAUGAGAUCAAGCGCGUGCUCACAGAAGUGCUGCUUAAGGUGGGUUGGAUGUUGAGGGCAGUCGCAUGUGAGGGGGAUUGCACGCACUGCUGCCAGGUGCAGCGGCGGAUGGCGAUGAAUAAUGAGAUCAAGCGCGUGCUCACAGAAGUGCUGCUUAAG
Messenger RNA from Closterium sp. Naga37s-1, 660 nucleotides. Lineage: Eukaryota; Viridiplantae; Streptophyta; Zygnematophyceae; Desmidiales; Closteriaceae. The record is from the annotation of a GenBank genome assembly.